Messenger RNA from Aspergillus saccharolyticus JOP 1030-1, 2043 nucleotides. RefSeq names its product putative transporter. The transcript has 6 exons. The record is from RefSeq and is a predicted model, not a curated record. Lineage: Eukaryota; Fungi; Ascomycota; Eurotiomycetes; Eurotiales; Aspergillaceae. The coding region runs from base 373 to 2043 and encodes 556 amino acids. Gene Ontology annotation, biological process: transmembrane transport. Gene Ontology annotation, cellular component: membrane. Gene Ontology annotation, molecular function: sulfate transmembrane transporter activity.
CUGCUUGGAGAUUUGUAUCAUUCUCCACAGCUUGACACUCUGACCUCGACGCCAUGGCUGGCUUAGUAUUCUGCCACACGAUAUCUCGCUCCAUCGCCUAUCGCCCGAAAUAUCCUGACUAUGCUUGAAGCAUUACGGUCAUGCGAUGAUUGGCCACGUCAAUCUUUCCACAGAAUAUCAGCUAGUAGCUAGCCUAUCUGCCUACUCUUUGCCCAGAGAUUGCGUGAUGAAGCUGUGGAUUUGCCUGCUUCGCGAUGUAGCAUAUCAAAAAGCUCAGUCUGACCUGCGAGAUCCUUCGAAAUAUCUUUAACUGUCAAAAAGACCGAGCAACCGUUUCUUGCCUCUAGCAAUCAGGUUAUCUCCAUUGGCAAAAUGGGCUCGGAUCACGUCCACGAUAUCCCCGUGGACACAGCCUCCGCGGGCGAUGACACCAAGAAGACGCCCGCCACAGCAAUUGGGUCGGGCUCGUCAACUUCUUCUCUCGAAAUCUCUGCUGUGCAGAGGGUAAAAGGGGGCGCUGCGUUCGACACCUCGGAGGAUCCUCGCUACUACAAGCCUAUCCCAGAGUAUGAAGGCAUCCAUCGUUGGGACCCCUACUUCGAGUGGACAGAAGAUGAAGAGAAAGCCCUUAUACGAAAGAUUGACUGGCGGAUUUGCACAUUUGCAUGCGUGACGUUCUUCGCGCUCCAGCUUGACAGAGGCAAUGUCGUCCAGGCUAAUUCCGAUACCAUGCUUGAGGAUCUGGGGAUGAACACGAAUGACUACAACAACGGACAGACUAUCUUCCUUCUCACAUUCUUGUUCUCCGAGCUGCCGUCCCAGUUGCUGUCCAAAAAGGUCGGGCCAGACCGCUGGAUUCCGUUUCAAAUGGUUUCAUGGAGCUUGGUUGCUGCAUGCCAGGCCUUCUUGAAGAAUAAGACUGGCUACUUCAUCUGCCGUGCUCUCUUGGGAUGCCUAGAAGGUGGAUUCAUUGCCGACACAAUCCUCUUUCUGUCCUUUUUCUACAAAUCCAAAGAGCUGCCAGUCAGGCUAAGCUAUUUUUGGGUCUCCUACGAAGCUACUGCCAUUGUUAGCGCUUUUUUGGCCGUUGGGUUCCUUCGAAUUCACGAUUCUGAUGGCAGAGGCGGCUGGCGGUAUCUCUUCGCAUUCGAGGGUCUGAUCACUGGGGUAAUCGGAAUCAUCGCUAUCUUCUGGAUGCCCGCAUCACCGACACAGACUAAGGGCGGUUUUCGAGGAAAGGACGGCUGGUUCAACGAGCGCGAGGAGAAGAUUCUCGUCAAUCGCGUGCUGCGUGACGACCCCAGCAAGGGAAGCAUGCACAAUCGGCAAGCUGUAUCACUCAAGAUGCUCUGGACAGCUCUCUGCGACUAUGAUAUGUGGCCGAUCUAUCUGGUCGGUUUGACAUGGAUGAUCCCCAACACACCUGCAACGAACUACAUCACUCUGGAGCUCAAGUCUCUUGGCUAUGGUACCUUCCAGACGAACCUUCUAACCAUUCCUGCCUAUGUCAUUUUCAUUAUCAAUCUUCUCUUCUGGACUUGGAUCUCGGAGCGCUUCAAUCAGCGGUUGCUGCUUGGCCUCGUCAUGGAGUUUUGGUGCUUGGUUUUGCUCAUUGCACUGGUAGCCCUGCCGGACAAUGCCAGCACGUGGGGACGAUGGGCCAUUCUCGUGCUGCUGAUUGGCGCGCCCUAUGUCCAUGCCAUCAUUGUCGCCAUGACGUCCAGAAAUGCAGGCUCGGUUCGGACGCGGACGGUCGCUAGCGCUGUUUACAAUAUGAUGGUGCAAGUGUCUAAUAUCAUCGGCAGUCAAAUCUACCAAGCGAAAGACAAGCCAUACUACCGCACUGGCAAUAAGGUGCUGAUUGCCAUUGCCGCGUGGAGCAUUCUUGUGUUCAUUGGGGCCAAGCUCUACUACGUACGGCGCAACAAGUAUAGAGCAGCGAUAUGGGACGCCAUGUCCAGCAGCGAGCGAGAGGCAUACCUGGCGGACAUCGCCAAUAAAGAUCUUGGAAACAAACGUCUUGACUUCCGCUUUACCCAUUAA